This is a messenger RNA of Sycon ciliatum, 3882 nucleotides long. RefSeq names its product tyrosine-protein phosphatase non-receptor type 20-like. Bases 515 to 2455 code for a protein of 646 amino acids. NCBI's taxonomy places the organism in Eukaryota, Metazoa, Porifera, Calcarea, Leucosolenida, Sycettidae. Gene Ontology annotation, molecular function: protein tyrosine phosphatase activity; protein kinase binding. The transcript has 14 exons. Gene Ontology annotation, biological process: peptidyl-tyrosine dephosphorylation; signal transduction. The record is from RefSeq and is a predicted model, not a curated record. Gene Ontology annotation, cellular component: plasma membrane; cell junction; cytosol.
UGCAAACCACCACCUGAACUGAGCUGUGUCGUACGUUGUAGUAAACACUCACUUGGCAUCACUGUUUUUGUGAAAGGAAUCCGUAUCAUUUUAGUCAGCAACCUAGCACACGUCCACCACAAGUAGUCCUCUCUAGUUCACUGUGCUCCUCUAGUUUGGCUGUUUAGGUUUGUUUGUGUGCUUCUACUGCAACUUUCGAAAGACCUUAUACUCGAUUUGUGUAGCAAUUUAUUUGCUUCAGUGGCGAGAUCUAGUAUUUCAUUGGUGAACACUUUCGGUCUGCUUUAGAGCGGACCCUUUAGUACAAGUAAUUUAGCUUUCACUCUACAGUCUCUAGAUAGCAAAGUUAUAAUCUCUAAUAGUAAUAGUUCUGCAAUCGAUAGCUAUAUAGGUGCUUCAUGGGAUUGUUGGAGAGGCAGGGAGAGUUGAGCUACAUCCAUGUCUCAUUGUCACCAAGCGAUUUCUGCGUAGGAGGAAGGGCGUGAGGGUUGUGUGAGGUGUACGGCGCGGAGGCAUGCCACCGAGGCUGGAGACAUGGCAAAAUGAUCACCAUCACGUGCCUCAGUUGGAUGACAGCGGCGCACAGCCGAAGGAUGCCAUCGCAUCAUCGCCCCACGUGCUCGUGGCUGUCCUAGCAGCCAUUUCCACGCUGGUCAUGCUCAAACUCAUCUUCUUUUGUACUGAUGGGUGGUGCUGGAGGCGGCGAAGGCGUGAGCAGGGGCACUCGCUCUCCCAGUCCGGCUCAGCAAAGGCACAGUCGACGACCACGGUGGAGAGAGAUGCGCUGCCGUUGUCAUCGCUGGGCGACGGCAACAGCAACGACGAAGUAUUGACCAGUGCGGACGCUAACGCGGAGCAGGCCAGCGCUGGUGGCCUGCACGACGCUACAUUUCUAUCUCACAUGACUACUACCUCAUCCGUCACGACUGCCUCCACGUUGGCGGCACCCUAUGUAGUAGCGGGCCCACAGCAGCAGCAGCAGCACGCAUCCAGCGGUGAAGGCUAUAGCGUACAGAGGUUGAGCCUUUCUUCGGAGCAGCGCUCAUCGUCGCAUGUCAGUCACGAGGCGUUGGAUCUGGCCGGUGACACUUCGUCCAGCGUGCACCACAGCUCUCCGCCGUCCAAGCUGCAGUCGCCGGUCGUGGAUGACUCCGCGCUCGUCACGUCUGCCUCAGUGGACGGUCCGGCGUUGGACUUGGCUGCCAGUCUGCCCGGUCCUAGUGCACGGACGACGAAGAGUGAGCCAGGGGCAUUGGAUACGUUACACUCUCCCAUGGCUAGUGGUAGUUUUAUGUGUGACUUCCCGCGCCGCUUUGAGCCUGUCGUAAGGAGUUCCUCGACCGAGCCGCUUGAAUCGCCAUCGCCCAUAGCAACCGCAGCAUCCCCCGUCAGCCGCUCCAAAUCUUUCCAAGUGAAGUCUUCAGCUCCCAGGGUAGUGCCUCGUUUUGGCUCCAAGAAGCAAAGACCAACCCUCAGCCUCAGCCUUAACCCACUAUCUGAUGAAACUGAGACCCAGGAGAGUAAGGACUUGAAAGCUCUGGAGAAAGUCUCUUGCCCGCGCACGAAAGAGGAACUCUUGGCUGUGGAUGCCAUCACCAGCAAGGAUGCUUUGAAUGAGGAAUUCUGGAAUAUCCCAAUGCACACUGCUGAAUCAGCGGUGGCAUGUUCCGGACCUAAAAACAGAUAUGCCACAAUAUUUCCAACUCGCUCAACACGUGUACUGUUACCUGUUAUUGACAACGACUCCAACUCCAGCUAUAUCAAUGCCAAUUUUAUAUCAGGUUAUAAUUUAAAGAAAAAUGAAUAUAUUGCCACGCAAGGCCCGCUGUCCAAUACAGUGGAUGACUUCUGGCGAAUGGUGUGGGUGUUCAAGUCCGAGCUGAUUGUCAUGAUGAGCCUCAUGUACGAAGCUGGAAAGCCAAAGUGCAUGCGAUACUGGCCGGGCUCUUUCAGCGGUGAUGCAAGUGAAGGCAGCCAGUGUGCGGAUGAUGUCGGUGCAUCGUCGCAGUACGCCAAUGUAACCGUGCGUAUCGUCAGCUCAGAGCUCAUCAUGGACAACACAGUGGCACACACGACGAUGGAGUUGACACAUCGUGAAAGUGCUGAUGAAGUACGCUUACUACAUCACUACUGGUACCUGGUAUGGCCUGAUCAAGGUGUGCCCAGUAGUCCUACUGAGCUGCUUGACCUGGUCGCUGUGGUUCGCCUACACCAAACACUACCCGACUCGCCCAUGGUCAUACACUGCAGUGCUGGCAUUGGUCGCACGGGUUGCUUCAGUGCAGCUGAUAUUGCAAGUCAGCAACUCAAGAAUGAUGACAAAGUAGACUUACAAGGCAUUGUGGCACAGCUCCGUAAAGACAGAGGUGGCUUGGUGCAGAACUGUGACCAGUACCAAUUUCUGUUCCAGUGCUGCCAAGUGUACGCACGCGGCCUCCUGGAGAGCGGUGAGUAGGCAUGGCAACAUGGCAAGCUGGUGUUGGCACUGGACAAGACUUGUACCGCGUCACGUUCGCCACCGUCACCCACCUGAUGGAGAUACACACAUGUACUGUGCUCUGAUCUUACUCGCCACCAUGUCCAUGGCCCAGCAUAGGCACCACCUCCCAGCUGCACUCUUCUCUACGCAAGUGCCUGGUCGGUUGUGUCGUCUUCCAUUUACGGCUCUGUGUGUGUGUGUGUGUGGUCCUUACGCUGCUGGCUAUGUCUGGACCGUUUCUAGCACUGAUGGCGAUAUAGGAGUGCUAUGUUGCCAAUCCUAGCAUGGAGAUGGCAGUGUGCGGCGAAUGGGCGGGAGGUCUUCGGUGCCUUCUUGGCACCGCCGCCACUGCCAAACUCGCAGCUUGCGUGGGCCUGCAUCGUUGUAACCGGUUACUUGGCUUUCCGCCCGUCUCUUCGUGUAGCGCCGCUCAUUCUUAGACGCGAUGAGUGUUUCAGUGCGACGACCUUGCUGUUCGUGUGGCUCAGGUAGAGUGAUGUUCACAGUCACAGGGCCUGUUGCUACGGUCCGGUGUGGUGUAAUCGCUGCUGCGCCGUGUUUCUUUUUUGUUUGAAAUGCUGCCUCUUUUUCUAGUUUCUGCAGCCCUGAAGAAAGCUUGCUCUUUGCAGUACUGUGUGCAGAUUGCGCUAUAACUCUUUUUUUUACACACCUGUGCUCUUUUAUGGCUAUCGCAGCAUGACAUGUUCUUGACCAAGCGAGGUUCGCGCCCGUAUAACUACAUGCUGUUGCUUAGCUGUGCAUUCCACCGUUAGCGUCUCUUCGCCCGGGUGGCGGUGGUGCAUGGCAUUUCUGGUGCUGGAGCGUUCGCCUUAGGUGGGUGUCCGCCGUCGAGCGGGCGCCUUGGAUUCCGUCCCAUGCAGAGCGAUUCCUUUUAUAAUUAUUUUACACUUGAGGUGAUAAUUCCUGUCACGGGCGCGCCUGCCCCUGUGCUUGACUGACAAGCAUACUGUGUAUGUGCCAUGUUGAGCUGCCAAUCAUUGUAUUCGAUUUCGGUUUGGGAAAUGUGUACUUUUUUUUUUUUUUAAUCUGACCAAAUUAUUUCAUUCUUGUUCUUCUCCUUUUUUUUACCAAUCCAAAUACCAGAGCCCUUAUUUUUUGCUGCUAGGUCUCGUUUACUGAAGCCUGGGCUAGGUUUCGACUCUUUACGUUGUGUCUGUAUUGUUUAGGGGAAUUGCAAGUCAUAUUUUUUUGCAACAGAGAGAAAAUUUUACGCUGCUCCGUUUUAUCUUGGGACCCAUGGACCUUUACCCACUAUUAGCAUCUUUAUCAAGACGGUGUGCGCGUGUGUGUGUGUGUUUCUGAUUCCUGCAUGACUCCACUAUUUCCUAUCUACCUCCCAUUGUCUCUGUUUCUAGUUCUCAUGUCAUAAGUAACAUAGUUUG